This is a messenger RNA of Annulohypoxylon maeteangense, 2589 nucleotides long. RefSeq names its product alpha/beta-hydrolase. Gene Ontology annotation, cellular component: cytosol. Bases 346 to 2502 code for a protein of 718 amino acids. The record is from RefSeq and is a predicted model, not a curated record. Gene Ontology annotation, biological process: triglyceride catabolic process. NCBI's taxonomy places the organism in Eukaryota, Fungi, Ascomycota, Sordariomycetes, Xylariales, Hypoxylaceae. Gene Ontology annotation, molecular function: triacylglycerol lipase activity; sterol ester esterase activity. The transcript has 2 exons.
UUUAUGUCACGAACCCGUUUCUAUUGUUCCAAGCUUGUCAUCCGAAUCCUCCGUCCGUCCCACGUUGUCCUCGAACCCAAUUCGCCCUUCCCUGGCUAACUUGGCUAACUUGGCUAAAGAGAAAUUGUUGCAAGGAACUAUGCCGCAAUUCACAUGCUGCAUCUCUUCUUGAGAGCAAAUCUACUCCGUGAUCUAAGUCUAGUCGUUUCCCCCUUCAGUAAGGUACACAGCACCAUCUUCUGAGUUGGAUGGUUAUGUCUAGUAUUAUGUUCUAAAGUAAAAAUUGGGAAACCCUACAUUUCCACCUUCUUUCUAGACGGUUAAUUUGGACUGUCAUUGUACAAUAUGAUAGAUCACGUUCUCGGCAAGCCUUCUGUGAAGUCGCGAAGGCUCCAGGUGCUUGCCGUGCUGACGUUCUGGUCCUUCUAUCUGUUCAAAGGUCAUCGACAUGGCCCGCCACUUGCUCGAUACUUAUCUAAAAUCUCCUCGAAAACGUUAACAGCAUGGCAGACCGUUGUGUUUACGAUGAUGUAUCUGUACGCUGCCCGGAAUUUCAGUACUCUCGUCGGACUUGCUAGUCCGGAGCCAAUGGCGAAUAUGUACGACGCCAAAUACUUCCGCGCAACCUGGAUUCUCACCGCCCUCGAUGCGGGAUUCUGGACUGCCAUGAAAAUAAGGAGAAAAUGGAUAAGAGAUAUAGCUAGCCUGGUGUUCUCCGUAUUCUAUAUGGUAGCAGCCGAACGCGCGGAUGAGAAGGUUAGAAAGGUUAGAGGAGCCCUGACAGUCGAUCAUCUGCGGGUCAGUUGGAACAAAGGGACUACACUAUAUCUACGGACUUUUCAGAAUCUCAUGAGGCCCCGGUUUACGCGGUGGCCGGCGCGAGCUAUCCGUAUUCCACGACCUAGCACAAGCGAUUACAAGGAACCCGUUUCUGGGUGGCUGUAUUAUGAUGGACCGAUUUCGGAUCUGGAGCACAUCAACAGGAUGAUUCUAGACAUUCCCGGCGGAGGCUUUGUGGCUAUGGAUCCGCGAUGCAACGAUGAUAAGCUAUUUGCCUGGGCCGGGAAGACAGGCCUUCCGGUGCUCAGUCUAGAUUACAAGAAGGCCCCGGAAUUCCCGUAUCCGUACGCACUAAAUGAAUGUUUUGAUGUGUAUUCGACUAUCAUUAGGAGUAAAGGGCGGUGUAUAGGGAUGUCGGGGUUGGAGAUUCCAAAGGUCGUGGUAACUGGUGAUAGCGCUGGCGGAAAUCUUGCGACAGCAAUGACUUUGAUGGUAAUCGAGAGCGCCACUGAUCGGCGUCAAUCAUCGGCCCAGGCAGAUCUGCCCGUCCCAGUCGGGCUUGUGCUCAUGUACCCUGGGUUGGAUAUGAAUAUCGGCAAUUGGAUGUCUGACGAGCAGAUGUCUCUUAUUAAAGACCGGCGGAUGAGGGUGACAAACAAGGACUACCUACGUCGCAAGAGCAUGCAAUAUAAUGACCUUGUCGGCACACCCCACCAAUCGGACGAUGAAGAUGAAGAGCCUUCUGGCCUAACCCCAGGCACAAAGAUGUCUAAAUCAGAAACUCGCGCAGACGACGAUGGGCUUCGUAGUCCUCAGCCGGAAUACUCCCACGCCAAUCGCCAAAAUUGGGCGAAGUCCCAAUCAUUGGCGCCAACCUCGAGCCGAGAUAUCAAACCGAUGUCGCAUAGACCCGAACCGAUGCGGACACGCUUGGCCAUGGCAUCUAUGAUCUCUUAUUUCAAUGAUCGUGUUUUAACCCCCGAGAUGAUGCGCGCGAUGAUCAUUCUAUACAUCGGACCCCACAACCGACCCGAUUUCUCGCAGGACUACCUCUUGUCUCCUAUACUGGCUCCUGAUUUCCUAUUACAGAAAUUCCCUAAAACGUAUUUCCUUACCGGCGAACGGGAUCCCUUGGUCGAUGAUACUGUCAUUUUCGCAGGACGUUUGCGUCGUGCAAAGCACGCCUGGCACUCGCAGCGUAGCUCUCAGGGUAUGAAAGGCUUAGAUGACAUUACGGACUUCGACGAGAAGGAUGUCGCUGAAGUCGUUCUGAUACCCGGAAUUAGUCAUGGCUUCACUCAAUUUCCAACUUUGUACCCACCUGCGUGGAAGCUUAUCGACCGUUGCGCGCGAUGGGCUAUGAAUCUGCUCGAGACGGAGGAGGCGCGGGCAAGGAGUGAACGGGAGAAUGCGUCUCGGCCACGUCAUGUGCGCACCGAAUCCAGCGGCGACGAAGACCGGCCUCUUGAGAUAAAUAUGACGAAGCUCCGAUCGAGAGCCGUCAGCAACGGGUUACCAGCGAAACCAAGCAGCCCCGAACAAGGGAAAGAGGGCGAUGUAGAUAAACCAAAUGGAAAUUCGAGGAAGAGAAGGUCUAAUGGAAGGACCGGAAUGGGGCAGAAAUCGAAGAGCCUGGUGAAGCUGGAUAGUUCGGACGAUCUACUGGGUCGACGCAUGCAGGGUCUCGCCGGAUCUUUGACCGGUGCGCAUGAGGAAGAUUAAGCUAUACUUGGUAGACGACGGAAUUAAUCUAAAACACUUAGGAACCAAUACUUACCUGAUAUUCCAGCGACUUUCAGGGUGCUCGUG